Molecule: messenger RNA, 1215 nt
Organism: Lingula anatina
Lineage: Eukaryota; Metazoa; Brachiopoda; Lingulata; Lingulida; Lingulidae
Product: glycoprotein 3-alpha-L-fucosyltransferase A-like
Source: RefSeq, a predicted model, not a curated record
AUGACAAUUAAUGUGAAGAAAGUAUUACAAAACGGCUUGGUAACAAUCAUCGUAUCCGCACUCCUCUUUGGUAUGCUUAUGUUAACAGAAACCUAUAAAACCGUAACUAUUUCAAAGUUUAUUUUACCACAGCCAAUCUACGGAAAGCAUGACAAGAACGGAUUUCAAAAAAGUCCAACGUUUUUAGAGAACAAAACAAAGAUUUCAGAGGCACCAAAGGAUGCUAAACUUAUUUUAUAUUGGAUUCCCAGUUCUUCUGGUUUUGACUACUUCGGGUUGAAAAGAUAUCACACCUCAUUCGAAGGUUUGAAGUGCCCCGUGGGUAACUGUAAGGUGACGGAGGAUAAGAGUGCUGCCUACGAUGCCGAUGCCAUCAUUUUCAUGGGUAGAGCAUUAGGUAAAAAACCAGAAAAACGGAACCCCAAAACGCGCUGGAUAUGGACCAAUCACGAGAGUCCAUGUCACACGUACUUAUCCAAUGAUUGGACGUUCAACUGGACGAUGACUUACAGGAUGGACAGUGACAUCUACAGUCCAUACGGAUUUCCCCUCCUUGACAAAAACCACGAUGAAGCCAAGAAAAGGGACUUUCUGUCAGUUGCCAGAAGCAAAACUAAAUUAGCGGCCUGGGCAGUCAGCAAUUGUAAUGCUCCAAGUCAACGUAUGGAAUAUGUGAAGGAAUUACAGAAAUAUAUGAGCGUGGACAUUUAUGGGGGUUGCGGGCCAUUUAAAUGUGGACGCGACAGGGAAGCUAAAUGUGAUGAUAUGUUUAACAAAACGUACAAAUUUUAUUUGUCUUUUGAAAAUAGUUUUGCUACGGAUUAUGUCACAGAAAAAUUAUAUAAAAUCCUCCCAUUGGACGUUAUCCCGGUCACACGUUCAGGUGCCAACUACACGCGUCUUGGCAUCCCUCCGUCCUGGCACAUAGACACACACGACUUUAAGUCUCCCAAAGAGCUGGCACACAGACUGAAAGAGCUAGAUAAAGACGACGUUGAAUAUGCCAAGUUGUUGCAAUCAAAGGCUGGUAUCCAAGUCUCUUAUUGGAUUCGUGCUUAUUGUAAUAUUUGUGCCAAGCUUCACUCUCCAACGGAACCAGUGAAAUCUUACAGCGCCCAGGAUAUACGUAGUUGGUACGGUACAUGCAAACCCCCUGAUGAUCUGCGGUUUAUGACUCGAAGCAGGCGGAGUAUAGAAGAUAACUUCAUUAUGUGA